Messenger RNA from Oreochromis niloticus (Nile tilapia), 705 nucleotides. RefSeq names its product Fc receptor-like protein 5. NCBI's taxonomy places the organism in Eukaryota, Metazoa, Chordata, Actinopteri, Cichliformes, Cichlidae. Gene Ontology annotation, cellular component: external side of plasma membrane. Gene Ontology annotation, biological process: immune response; cell surface receptor signaling pathway. Gene Ontology annotation, molecular function: transmembrane signaling receptor activity. The transcript has 5 exons. The record is from RefSeq and is a predicted model, not a curated record. The coding region runs from base 1 to 705 and encodes 234 amino acids.
AUGGAGAAGGAGAGGGAGAAGAGCAGGCAUUCAGGCUCUCAGUUCUUUGAAGGAGACUUUGUGUCUCUGAGCUGUGAGGAGGACGACAGCUCUGCUGGAUGGACUCUGAGGAGAAACACAAGCAAACGACAGAGGACUCAGUGUGGAGAUGGGUGGGGAAAACCAGCUGGUUCUUUCUGUAAGAUCAGAUACAUGUAUCCAUGGGACGAUGGAGUUUACUGGUGUGAGUCCAGAGAGGGUCCCAUCAGUAACAUGGUUAACCUGACAGUCACUGGUGGAUCAGUGAUCCUGCAGAGUCCUGUCCUCCCUGUGAUGGAGGGAGAUGACGUCACUCUGCUCUGUAAAACAAAGACCACUCCCUCCAACCUCCCAGCUGCUUUCUAUAAAGAUGGCUCCCUCAUCAGGAAGCAGCCUACAGGUCACAUGACCAUCCAGCAUGUUUCCAGGUCUGAUGAAGGCCUCUACAAGUGUGACAUCAGCGGUCAUGGAGAGUCUCCAUCCAGCUGGAUCACUGUCACAGUCUGUGUUGUGGUUCUACUGGUGUUACUGGUUCUGCUGGUGAGACGAUGUGUUCACAGGACACCUGACGAGGUCAAGCAGUUAAGAGGUGAGGCCAGAAUACGCAUGAUGAUGGGACUGUCGUGGCUGUCAAUCAACCUGGGAGAUGCGGGCUGGUUGAGUGGUGGAAGAAUGAGCUCUGCUUGA